Messenger RNA from Dinoponera quadriceps, 629 nucleotides. RefSeq lists its product as uncharacterized. NCBI's taxonomy places the organism in Eukaryota, Metazoa, Arthropoda, Insecta, Hymenoptera, Formicidae. The record is from RefSeq and is a predicted model, not a curated record. Bases 132 to 440 code for a protein of 102 amino acids. The transcript is spliced from 2 exons.
CGUUGGUAUCGAGCAUAUUCCUGGUAAAUAAGAAACAUUCAAUUGACAAUUUCAGGUGUUCAUUUAAUAGGCGUUUCCACGGUGUGUUUUUAAGUAAUAUCGUUGUAAAUACGUUCAAUGUAUUAUUCGGUAUGACGUUUUUCUCGGAUAUCGUACGAAAGUAUUUUCAAAGCGCUUCUGCAAACAUUUUUCACGACGUGACGGACGACAAAAACACAAAUCGUGUAGUACGCCUUUCGCAAGCGGCAAUUGCGCAUAAGACUCUCUGUUCUCUUCGCCGAUACGACGAUCGCGAUGGUGAAGGUAUUGUCUGUGAAAUCGAGGCGGCGAAGGAGCGAAAAGUGCAAGAAUGUGAGCUUCAGAUUGCCUAUUCCGUCUGUAUCUUUGGUGAUCCGAGAGAAACGAAAAGCUCGGUUAAAAUUGUAUGCGUGUAUAUGUAAGUUGCAAAAUGUGCAUGAGAGUGCGUAUCAACUAAAGAAAUGCCGUUAAAAAUGUAACUUGAAACGUUAGAUUUUGGAUUCAAGUUUACUUACUUUUUGCGACGCUACGCGAAUAUGUAAGUUAAGUAAAUACAGGGUGCGGCGAAAGGUAUGCCCUCAUUUUGGUGAGCAAUCAAUAAAAUACUAUUA